GAUAUAUCGGAGCGCAGUCCCUGCAGCAGGAGAGCCCGGAGCCAUGCAGCCCCCCAAGCCUGUCCGGGGCGCCCCCCGGUACUGAAGCCCCUCACCGGCUCCGUGCGCUAUGGGAAAACUUCUCCUCCUCAACUUUCCCCCCUUCCCCUGAGCGGCGGCAGCGACUCCCCCAGCAACAAAGGCGGAAAGUACCGGAGCCCCCCGUCCCCUUGUCUCCCCUUGUCUCCCCGUACCGGCGGGUUAUUGGCCCCCCUAGCCGCCAUGUUCCCCCGGGAGCCCCCCGGUGCCCUGUACGUGCGGGUCCUGCUCGCCCUGUGGGACCUGGGCAUCCUCUCUGCCCUCAGCCUGGACCCCAUCUACUGGAACAGCGCCAACCAACGAUUUGAGGACGCCGAGGGGUACGUGCUGUAUCCCCAGAUCGGAGACCGGCUGGACCUGUUGUGCCCUCGAUCUGAGCCCCGGGGCCCGUUCUCCUCAUCCUCCUAUGAGUUCUACAAGCUGUACCUGGUGGGCACCAAGGAAGAGAUGCUGAGCUGCUCCAUCCUGAGGACCCCCAACCUCCUCCUGACCUGUGACCGGCCCUCCCAGGACCUGCGCUUCACCAUCAAGUUCCAGGAGUUCAGCCCCAAUCUGUGGGGCCACGAGUUCCAAUCCCAGCGGGACUACUACAUUAUCGCCACCUCGGAUGGGACGCAGGAUGGACUGGAGAACCUUCGGGGAGGAGUGUGUGAGACCAAAGGCAUGAAGGUCACCUUAAAGGUUGGGCAGAAUCCUAAUGGGGCGCCUCCUCCUCGCAGACCCUCAUCUGCAGGAAAGGAUUCUGGGAUUUCACCAUCUGUGCCAAACCCUGACAUUCCAAAUUUCGGAGCAGAAACAUCUGGCAAUGCAACCAAGACUGGGGAAAAUGGUCCUCUACCCAUCUCCCAUGUUCCUCUAGUAGCUGGUGCUGCGGGCGGGGCUGCUCUUCUGCUGCUAGUCUUCGGAGUAGUGGGAUGGAUCUGCCACAGGCGACGUCAGGCCAAACACAGCGACACCCGGCACCCGCCUCUCUCUCUCGGAUCCAUCACCUCCCCAAAAAGGGGAGGCGGCAACAACAACGGGCACGAGCCCAGUGACAUCAUCAUGCCCCUUCGACCGUCCGACGGGGGUGCCUUUUGCCCUCACUAUGAGAAGGUCAGCGGGGACUAUGGGCACCCUGUAUAUAUCGUUCAGGACAUGGCCAGCCAGAGCCCUGCCAACAUCUACUACAAAGUAUGAAACAGCUGCCAGCAUUUUGUCUCCUUGUAGCUUUUUGUUUUUGGGCGGGGGCUAACUGUAGGAUGUUUGUGGGGUGGGUUGCAGGACGUCUCGGAAUGAAGGUGGGAUUGUGUUCAUUGCAGCGUUGGGAUUUGGAGAGUAAGUCUUGCAGCUUGCCUCUUGCACCUCUUCUCCAAAGUCUGGGUUCAUGAUCGUAUUGUGAGGGGGUCAGACGAUAAAAGUAGAGGUUCUGCAUUACAUAUGUAGGCCUGAAAAAUACCCCAGAUAUUUCCUUUGCACCAGCAGCCAUGUUGCUUGUCAUACCAGCAGCCAUGAUGCUUGCCAUACCACCACCCAUGAUGCUUGCCAUACCACCACCCAUGAUGCUUGCCAUACCACCACCCAUGAUGCUUGCCAUACCACCACCCAUGAUGCUUGCCAUCCCACCACCCAUGAUGCUUGCCAUCCCACCACCCAUGAUGCUUGCCAUCCCACCACCCAUGAUGCUUUAGGCACCCAUAUGACUGCACUUAAGGCAAGUGUGGAGGAACACUAAAAGAGGAGGAGGACUCUGCCAUGGUAGAAGGCCUCGACGUUGGCUUUUUUCGAGGCAAAGGAAGAAAGGAAUAUACCAAGGGAGAAGGUAGAACCUUUCGUGCCAGUUUCCCAUUUUUUACAGUGUUUGAGAAGAUGGUCGUUUUGUCGCUUGUCUGUAAGGUUCUCCCACUGAUGGUUCAGUUCGGGCGUAGAGAAAAGACUCUUGUGGACAAAAAAAUAACGUCUGCCCUUGGUGUCCUCUUUAUUCUUUUUUUUAUUUUCUAUUUUUUCGUAAUCCAGCCCAACGCCUUAAAUUGUUACCUGUGCCAUAUCUGCCCUCAUUUUCCUCCUGAAUUUUUUUGCACAGAUGUUCAGGACAAGAUAGGAAUCGAAGUGUCAUCGUGCCAUCACCCACUACUUCAUGUGUAGACCCGCUGUGCCUUUUACAUACAGGCAAGAAAAAGCCCUUACGUGUAACCCCUUUUUCCGCUGUCAGGUUUAAAGUUCUUUUGCCUCGACCACCCCCAAAACGACGGUAUUUUUCUCUAAGGCCGUUCUGAAGCUUUUGUAUAUAUACUAGGAGUUAAAUCUCCUUCAUUUUCCUUGUACUUGAGUUAAGGAAUAUUAGACACAGUGAGAAAUUCGCUCCAACUGUGCCCGCGUACAGGGACACGCUGAAAUAUGGCACCUCGGCCAGGGGCACGGGAGAAGAAACAAGUGGGGGGUGAGGGAAAAUGGAGCGUAAUUAAGCUAGGCCCUGUAUCCAUAGCAACGGAUCGGGCCUACUUGGUCCUUAGCGUCUCUCCCCCCCCCUUCUCCUCCUCUCUGUGUCUGCCUCUCUUCUCGCUAUGGCAUUAAAAGUGUCGGUCGCCAGGGAGACCGGGAGCGAAAAUGAGAGAUAAAAAACGGGGGGGGGAGAUGUGUUUUUUUUUUUUUUUCUUUUUUUUACGGCUCGGCGUUACAAGAUAUUUGAAGAUGUCAGUCGCCCCGAGUAAAUACACUUGAUAAAAGAUGGGGCCGUGCAGGGCGGGGGGUCCAUUUUUAAACUUGACGACGGUUCCCCCCAUCUCUUACAAUUCCAAGUGAAAUCAUAGUCUGUGGAAAUUAAAAAAAGACCCCCGCUCCCACGGUAGGCUGACAACUGGGGGAAAAAAAUGCAAUUGUUAGGAAGGUAUUAAAAAAAAAAAAAA
Molecule: messenger RNA, 2963 nt
Organism: Xenopus tropicalis (tropical clawed frog)
Lineage: Eukaryota; Metazoa; Chordata; Amphibia; Anura; Pipidae
Gene: efnb3
Product: ephrin B3
Biological process (GO): nervous system development; cell-cell signaling
Cellular component (GO): membrane; plasma membrane
Source: RefSeq, marked validated